CAAGAAUCAUUUGUUUGUCUUUCAGUUUUUGUCAGUGAAGUGUUCGACGAGCAAGCUGCAGUAAACGUCAUUGGAGGAGAUGAAGACACAGCAAAGAAAACUUUGUUGAGGCUCAAGAGAAAAUCGUUGGUUGAGGCAAAUUCCUCCGAAGCAGGACUGUUUUCUUUUCACCCUUUGAUCAAGUCAUUUGGUUCCGAAAAAGCGGCUAAUGACAUGAAAGAAAUUGCUCGCGAAGCACAAAGGCGAUUCCUGAGUUAUUACGUCAAGUUGUUUGAAGAUUUAAACAACCAGUUUCUGGCUGGAAAUUCUCUGCUUGCAUUUCACGAUUUCGAAUUUAACAAAAAAAAUAUGGUGCAUACUCUCUCAGAAGGUCUUCAAAAUGAGGCUGUCUGCCACGCAAUUUUCGAUGUUCUUUCCGAUGCGGAUUUAUUUCUGGACACUAUUUUCUACUUUCAAGAUGACCGGAUUUUUCAAGAAAUUUAUGAAUUAGCAAUAGCGAAGGCAAAAGAGCAGCGUAAAUUUAAAGCUGUCCACCAACUGCUAAUUGCUAAAGCUUUUGCUCAGAUAAACUGGUAUAAUGGAGCUGCAUUGCCAUUACUAAAAGAAGCUGAAGAAAUAGAGAAGAAAAAUCUUCUCCUUCCUUCAGAAGUUCCCAUGGGAAAACGAAUGUGUUACCAUGGUAUUCAGUUGCUAAUGAAUAAAGCGAUAGCGAAAGGAGGCAAAAUGAUUGAAACAGGGAUAUCUCUGUUCAGUUCUGAAAAUAGUGUACUUAAAAUUUUAUGCACCCAGAUUCUUGCUUUUAUUACUCCUCACGAACAAAAGUCUUCCUACUACAGGAACAUUGUUUUAACUGAAUGCGCUAACAGACCAUCCUUGUAUGCUUUCUUCAAAGCUAUACAAGAAGAUGAUUGCGCUGACGAGAAUGAGGAUGGAAACCCAAAAGCUGUAAGUCAACCGCUCAUUUUGCCGCUUGCUCUUCUCUUCAACGACAUUGCGGAAUGCUAUGACAUGAAGGAGGUAAUGUUUAAACUUGGUUUGCCCGUCUCCAAGUUACAGAAAGAAAUCGAAGCGGAAGCUCAGAAUGACCGUCUAUACUUGCCAUUACUCUUCGUCGUUGAAACCACCCUGGCAAAUGUAAAAAUAGAGCAAGAGAGUCCAGCAGCGAUGCAGCUCGCUCUUGAUAAUUUUAUAGGAGAAUAUGGUCGGCUAAACCCGGAUACAGCCGCAAGGUACUAUAACAUUGGAUUAAUUUUAUACGAACAGAAGAAGUAUGACGCUGCUUUGACAUGUUAUUACGAAGCACUAGACAUCAGACUAAAGCUUUAUGGGCACAACCAUGCAGAUACCGCCGACAGCUUUUACCAGAUUGGAAGAACCCAACUUGCGAAAAAAGAUUACAAGUCAGCACUGCAAUCGUUCGAGCAAGCACUUGAUAUCAGACAAAAAGUUCAUGGGAAAGUCCACUCAGACGUUUCCUCUACUUGUAAUCAGAUUGGAAUGACAAAGUAUCGCUUGAACGAAUACGAUUCAGCUCUGCAUUGGCACCAGCAAGCCCUAGGUAUUAAGAUAGCGCUCUAUGGAAAGGAACACGCAUCCUCCGCUAACAGCUACUCCUGGAUUGCAAAUUGUCUGUACCAAAUGCAAGAUUAUGAUUCUGCUUCGGAGUCACAUCAACAGGCACUUGAUAUCAGACUAAAGCUUUAUGGGCACAACCAUGUAGAUACUGCGAAAAGCUAUUACGAGAUUGGAAGAGCUCAACUUGAGAAAGAAGAUUACAAGUCAGCACUGCAAUCGUUCGAGCAAGCACUUGAUAUCAGACAAAAUCUUUAUGGGAAAGUCCGCCCAGACGUUUCCUUCGCUUGUCAUCAGAUUGGAGUGACAAAGUAUCGCUUGAAAGAGUACGAUUCAGCUCUGCAUUGGCACCAGCAAGACCUGGAUAUUAGCGUGGCGCUGUAUGGAAAGGAACACCCAGACUCCGCUACAAGUUACUACUGCAUUGCAGAAUGUCAGUGCGAAAUGCAAGAUUAUGAUUCUGCUCUGGAGUCAUGUCAACAGGCACUUGAUGUCAGGUUAAAACUUUUUGGACAGAAGAGCCAAGCUACAAGCGGCAGUUAUGACCAACUGGAAUUUAUACAAAGUCUAAAGAAAGUUUGCCAAUCAUCUCUCGAGGUACAGAGCAAAAAUUCUUGA
Paramuricea clavata is the source of this 2190-nucleotide messenger RNA. Lineage: Eukaryota; Metazoa; Cnidaria; Anthozoa; Malacalcyonacea; Plexauridae. The record is from the annotation of a GenBank genome assembly.